Messenger RNA from Mauremys mutica (yellowpond turtle), 2976 nucleotides. It is a transcript of the gene BAIAP2, whose product is annotated as BAR/IMD domain containing adaptor protein 2. Gene Ontology annotation, cellular component: nucleoplasm; cytosol. Gene Ontology annotation, biological process: actin filament bundle assembly; actin crosslink formation; positive regulation of actin filament polymerization. The record is from RefSeq and is a predicted model, not a curated record. The transcript is spliced from 14 exons. Lineage: Eukaryota; Metazoa; Chordata; Testudines; Geoemydidae. Gene Ontology annotation, molecular function: protein binding; cytoskeletal adaptor activity. Bases 45 to 1613 code for a protein of 522 amino acids.
GCCAGGCUGCUGGCCCCGCUGCUCCGUGCUCGCUCCCCGGCGCCAUGGCGCGCUCUGAGGAGGUGCAUCGUCUCACCGAGACCGUCUACAAGACAAUCAUGGAACAGUUCAAUCCCAGCCUCAGGAACUUCAUUUCCAUGGGGAAGAACUAUGAAAAAGCCUUGGCAAGUGUAACGUAUGCUGCAAAAGGCUAUUUUGAUGCUCUGGUUAAAAUGGGGGAGUUGGCCAGUGAAAGCCAAGGAUCUAAAGAACUGGGGGAUGUUCUCUUCCAGAUGGCAGAAGUUCACAGACAGAUUCAAAAUCAGUUGGAAGAGAUGCUGAAGUCUUUUCACAAUGAGCUACUGACACAACUGGAGCAGAAAGUAGAACUGGAUUCCAGGUAUCUAAGUGCUGCACUGAAGAAAUACCAGACUGAGCAAAGGAGCAAAGGGGACGCGCUAGAGAAGUGCCAGGCAGAGCUGAAAAAACUUCGGAAGAAGAGCCAAGGGAGCAAAAACCCUCAGAAGUACUCGGACAAGGAGCUGCAGUACAUUGAUGCUAUUGGCAACAAACAAGGUGAGCUAGAAAACCACGUCUCUGAUGGCUAUAAGACAGCGCUCACAGAGGAGAGGAGACGGUUCUGCUUCCUGGUAGAGAAGCAGUGUGCUGUGGCUAAGAACACCAUCUCCUACCAUGCCAAGGGGAAAGAGAUCUUGACACAGAAGCUCCCGAUCUGGCAGCAGUCUUGCUCGGACCCCAACAAGAUCCCAGACCGGGCUAUCCAGCUGAUGCAGCAGAUGGCCGCCAGCAGCAAUGGCACGAUCAUCCCCAGCUCCCUGUCUACAUCCAAAUCGAACCUAAUCAUCUCGGACCCUAUCCCCGGGGCCAAACCGCUCCCUGUCCCACCAGAGCUGGCGCCCUUUGUAGGGCGCAUGUCAGCACAAGAGACCAUUCCCGUGAUGAAUGGUGUCUCAGGCCCGGAGGUCGAAGACUACAGCCGCUGGUCUGAGAUGAAGCCAGCCCAGCCAAAAUCCCUAUCUCCUCCCCAGCAUCAGAAGCAACUGAGUGACUCGUACUCCAACACACUUCCUGUGCGCAAGAGCGUCGCACCGAAAAGCAGUUACGCAACCACUGAAAACAAGACCUUGCCACGCUCCAGUUCCAUGGCUGCCGGGCUUGAGAGGAACGGCAGGACUAGAGUACAGGCCAUUUUCUCUCAUGCUGCUGGUGAUAACACCACCCUCCUGAGCUUCAAGGAAGGAGACCUCAUCAUGCUCCUGGUGCCGGAGGCCCGAGAUGGAUGGCACUACGGGGAGAGUGAGAAAACAAAAAUGAGAGGCUGGUUCCCUUUCUCCUACACGCGGGUUCUUGACAGCGAUGGAAGCGACAGGUUGCAUACAAGCUUGCAACAAGGGAAAAGCAGCAGCACAGGCAACCUGCUGGAUAAGGACGACAUCGCCAUCCCGCCACCAGACUACGGCGUGUCCUCAUCACGGGUCUUCCCACCACAACCUGUCAGCACUUUCAAACAGCGACCAUACAGCGUGGCAGUGCCUGCCUUCUCCCAGGGCCUUGAGGACUAUGGAACGAGAGCUGGAAGCAGUGGCAAUGGCACUUUGGUAUCAACUGUGUGAGGACACCUGACUAGAAAUGGCAACUGCUGCUUUGAAGAGCUUUCUGCUUCUUUCCCUCUUUUCUUUUCUCCUCUUAUACUUCUUAGUUUGGAUUUUUAACUCUUGUGAUCAUCCAAGGAAACCAUGGUGCUGCUACCUUCCCCUCCCUGAUGUUUACAAUGCCCUUGUUUUGUGAAGCCUUUCAGAGCAGGAACUGCCAAACAGUGCCUGCUAAUUUUUGGAGCAGCCUGGAUGCAGUUUACAGUUACUGGGCGGAUCCAGUUUUUGUACUUUGUGAAUGUUCAAAGAUGCACUAUCCCUUUUCUGAGGCUUAACAUGAGCCACACCGUACUGACAAAAUGGAAGAAACCAUUUCCAAUAUUGAACAAAUAUGCAUGGCCUAUGGUAUUCGUACUGUUACUUCAACUCUCCUUUCCCCUUCAUUCAGAUGCCAGUUUCCUGUUUCUAAGGGGAAGGCAGGUAUAGACACUAGAGAGCUUUGGUCACGUCCCUCUCUGGGUGGCAUCCACUUUAAUUCAACCAGACUUGACCCGGUUGCUUUAAGAAAAGUGGAUAGUGCAGAGGUUUAGGCCUCAGAGAAAUGGUUGGUUCUUGGUGGGGGUUGGACAGUUCCUCUGCUCCAGCUAAUGAAACCACCAGGGCUGACUCAAGCAGCAUUGUUGGAAGGUUCAUUCUUUCUUUUGUUGUAUAUUUUGUAGCCAGGUAUUGUUACCUCACGUUCGUGCUCUGGGGGAUAAAUCGUGGUGUUAUGCAGCUUGCCAGAGCAAUCCAAAGACUCUUUUGCAUUUUGAAAUUGGACUUUAAAAAAAAAACACCUGUGUUUUGGUUUGGUUUUUCUUGGGAGGGUGGCUGGAGGGGAGAAGAAUCCCAGUGUUUAACUUCCUAAAUCAUGUCAAUCUUCUUUGUGUGUCCUGAUAACUUUAGAGACAAACACAGUAGGAUUGGAAUUAAUGGCUACUGGUAUUGCUUCUUCAAUCACUGAGUGCGGAGAGGUCACUAAGUGGCCCACACCCAGAGUACAGACUUAACCUUUUCAGUUCCGGUGAAAGUCUUCAUUGCAAAGCUGUACACACUUCCUCUGUCUGAUGUGAUUUUAAAACCUCUUGACAUGCCUGUUUACUAGGACAUUGCUGGCAAUAUACAUACAUACACACAUUACACACAGAAAAGGUUUUUUUUGUUUUAUAUAAUAGACUAUGGGCAUAUGUAAUAAGAACCUCCUGCGUUGAUGUCAUAAUUUUGCUAAAGAUUUUUAAUCCAGAAUAUUCCGUGCUAAAUGAAUGUAGAAGAUUAGCAAAAACUUGUAUGAAGAUUGUAAAGUGCUGAAAACCUUUUUUAAAAGCUGAAGAGAAAUGUGCCCUGU